This is a messenger RNA of Limulus polyphemus (Atlantic horseshoe crab), 1660 nucleotides long. RefSeq names its product synaptic vesicular amine transporter-like. The record is from RefSeq and is a predicted model, not a curated record. Gene Ontology annotation, biological process: aminergic neurotransmitter loading into synaptic vesicle; transmembrane transport. Gene Ontology annotation, cellular component: terminal bouton; synaptic vesicle membrane. Bases 134 to 1603 code for a protein of 489 amino acids. NCBI's taxonomy places the organism in Eukaryota, Metazoa, Arthropoda, Merostomata, Xiphosura, Limulidae. Gene Ontology annotation, molecular function: serotonin:sodium:chloride symporter activity. The transcript has 17 exons.
AUUAACAAACGAACAGAGACGUAACAAUAGCUAGAUAAAACAAUGAUAACUUUCAAUGGAUUUGGCUUUGACCUUGAGGAGUGACCAUGGAUUAGUAAAUACCUUGGUAAAAGAACAGCAUCUUUAACAGACCAUGUUCCUCAGUUUGUUUAUAAUGCGUGAAGAACAGUCGAUUGUGUGGAGAAUUCAACAUUCUGGCAGAAUUAUUGUUUCUCUCGUGUAUUUUUCCCUUUUCCUGGACAAUGUGCUGCUGACUGUAGUUGUACCAAUUAUUCCUGACUAUCUUUACAAGCUUGAACAUGGUAAAAGUAAUCAAACGGAGAAAGAUAGCUUACGUUACGACCUGGAUAAUGACACAGCGACUACUGUAAACAAUUCAAGAAUAUUCGUAGGAAUAGUAGCGUAUAUAGAAAAUCGGUCAUCAGAAGGCAUCACUCAACUUGAUUUGCCUGAACAGAUUGGUUUAUUUUUCGCUACAAAAGCUUUUGUCCAGCUCGUAGCAAAUACCCUUGUAGGACAAUUUACAAACAGGGUUGGCUACACCAUUCCGUUGCUAGUUGGAUCGUUGACUCUUUUGAUCUCCUCUUUACUUUUCGCUUUAGAAAGAAACGUCGCAUUGCUUUUUGUGGCACGCGGUGUUCAAGGGAUUGGAUCAGCUUGCACGGCAAUUGGAGGGAUGGCUCUAGUCGCUGACAGAUACCCCGAUGAUAAAGACAGGAGUAAAGUGAUGGGCAUCGCUAUGGGUGGCAUUGCUACAGGCGUUUUAGUUGGCUACCCAUUCGGCGGCGUUAUGUACAACUUCGUGGGAAAGGCAUCUCCAUUUCUGAUCUUAGCUGGACUGAUUUUUCUUAAUGUUGUGUUGCAGUUUAUCAUCUUACAACCUCGAGUUGCUCCAGAGACAAUGUUGCAGCCAUCACCAUUAAAACUGUUGGUAGCUGAUCCUUACAUUUUAAUCGCAUGUGGAGCUGUAUGGGUUUCUACGUCAGCAAUGGCAGUUCUAGAACCAUGUUUGCCCGUGUGGUUGAUGGACACAAUGGAACUUCCUAGGUGGCAACUCGGCACUGUUUUUGUUCCCGACAGUGUUGGUUAUCUUCUUGGGACUAAUCUAUUUGGAUCUGUAGCCUUCCGAAUUGGCAGGUGGCUAGCAGCUUUGGUUUCUCUCUUGGUUGUUGGUGUAUGCGCACUAGGGGUUCCUUUGGCAACUCGAAUGGUUCACCUUAUAGUACCACAUUUCGGUUUAGGAUUGGGCAUAGGUAUAACCGACGCUGCACUAAUGCCCCUGUUGGCCCACGUUGUAGAUACACGUCAUGUGGCUAUGUACGGCACGGUGUACUCGAUUGUUCAAGUUGCUGUUAGCCUGGCUUAUUCAAUAGCUCCUCUGGUUGGUGGAGUGUUGGUACAGUGGGUGGGAUUUCCUUGGUUAAUCAGAAGUUUGGGUAUUCUGAACAUAAUUUAUUCUCCUCUUUGUUUUCUUCUCAGGAAGGCUGAAUCAAAAGAAGAAGAUAAGCCUAUCGUGAUGGACUCCUCCCUGGAAGAGAGUUACCAAUCGAUAGGAAAGCUCAUCUCUUACUCUCGUUUCUUCAAUGAAGACGUGGAAGGGUAAUUAACUGUUUUCUCCGACAUCUUUAACUAAUGGUGCAUAGUAUAAACAGAAUCAUGA